Hyposmocoma kahamanoa is the source of this 2311-nucleotide messenger RNA. RefSeq names its product bile salt-activated lipase-like. The record is from RefSeq and is a predicted model, not a curated record. Lineage: Eukaryota; Metazoa; Arthropoda; Insecta; Lepidoptera; Cosmopterigidae. The transcript is spliced from 5 exons. Bases 294 to 1946 code for a protein of 550 amino acids.
CCUGCGCAUCGGUCCCGUUAUACUUAACCCGACCGCAUUAAAACGUCGCCGUCGUUUAUUAAUUUAAUCAGCUGAUUUAUACGUAUAAUAAAUCAGCUAAAAACACAUUUUUGGUUUUUAUUUUGUGAUGUGAAUUGAAAUGUACUGUGUAACUUAGUAAAAUGCACCCAGUGUUUGCGUUCAGUGUGACUUUGCAAUUUAGGACAGUUCAAAACUGCAGAAACUGUUACUAAAAUAUAGAGAAGAAUUCAUUGAAAGAAAUAAAAACUUUCUUCUCGGAUUAAAAACAAAAAAUGAAGUACAAAAAGAAGUUAGUGUUGUUUUCGCUGUUCGCCAUGAACUUGGUCGACCAGCCGGCGCCCGAGGUGGAAAUCGAACAAGGAAUUGUGAGCGGUAUCAUCAGUGCAGAUGGGUCGAUUUUAGAAUACAUUGGUAUCCCCUACGCUACAGCGAAUAGCAGUAAUCGGUUCCAGGAUCCGUAUCCACCACCAAAGUGGGAAGGUGUGUACAAAGCAAGAUAUGAGUAUACGUGUCCACAACACAUUCCGUGGCUUGGGGUUAUUGGUUCAGAAGACUGUUUGAAAAUCAACGUUUACGUACCAGCAAAGGCCCAAGCACCUCUUCCGGUCAUGGUCUGGAUCCAUGGAGGAGCCUUCAAACUCGGCAGUGGGGGGAAAAUGCUUUAUGGACCUAAAUUUCUAUUGAAAAAGGAUGUCAUCCUAGUCACAUUUAACUAUCGACUUGGCAUACUCGGAUUUUUAUGUUUGGGAAUAAAAGAAGCCCCGGGCAAUGCUGGAAUAAAGGAUCAAAUAGCUGCAUUGAAAUGGGUGAAAAAGAACAUCGCCAAAUUUGGUGGAGAUCCUGAUAAUGUAACAGUGUUUGGUGAAAGUGCUGGUGGCGCAUCGUCUUCUGUACUAUUAGCCAGUGAAGCAACUAAAGGUCUUUUUAAUAGAGUAAUAAUACAAAGUGGAUCAGUUUUAAGUGGUCGGGCAAUUAAUAGAAAUCCUGUAUGGGUAGCUAGUAUUAUUGCUAAGACAAUAGGUCAUGAAACUGAUGAUCCGAACAAAUUAUAUGAAAUAUUUGCGAAAGCUGAUUACAAAGAUUUAAUUGCAGUUAAUGCGAAGAAACCUUUGCACAAAUAUAGUGAUAGUCAAGUAUUAAACUUGCCAUGUGUUGAAAAGACCUUCGAAGGUGUCGAGCCGGCUAUUAACGAUUCACCAUACAAUCUUCUUAAAAAUAAGCCAAAAAAUAUACCAAUAAUUUAUGGUACGACCACUCAAGAAGGUUUUUUUUUACUGGCGGACGAAACAGAACAAUCGUUGCAAGAGAAAAAUGACAUGUUUUUAUUCGCAUCAGAUUUGGAAUUUCCUUCUAUUGAAAAAGCAGAAGAAAUUGACAAAAAGUUAAAAGAAUUUUACUUCGGAAAUAAAAAAAUAGAUAUGAGUGUAAAAUUUAAGGUGUCUGAUUUGUAUACACACUUGUACUUUGAAAUGCCUGUAAUGUUAGAAGCCGAGUUAUUACUUGAAAAUAAUACGACUCCAGUGUAUAAUUACAUUUUUAACUAUUCUGGUGGAAGGAAUUUCUUAAAAUAUGGACUUGGUUUCGGUAAUCAAAUUGGGGCAUGCCAUACCGAUGAAUUGUUGUAUUUGUUUGAUGGUUAUCUAUGGCCAUAUCCUAUUAACGAUAAAGAUCAACUAAUGAUUGACUCUAUGACUACCAUUUGGACAAAUUUUGCUAAAUAUGGUCAUCCAACACUAUCUUUGUCAGCUACCUUGCCAGUGACGUGGGAACCAAGCACAAGAGACAAGUUACAAUUCCUGUACAUAGACGACCGAUUGAAAAUGGGUCCGAUGCCUAAUCCUGAAGCCUAUCAAAUGUGGCGAGAUAUCUACAAUAAUUACAGAAGAAGAGACUUCAUAAAUACUUAUAACACUGCUUCUCCAUAAAAUUAUUCUGGAAAGUUGAGACAGGUGUCACUCGAGUCACGUGAAGCACAAUAUGGCGAGCGACGCGCCGUGAGCCGCGGACCGACGAGUCAUGAAAUAUUGACGUCACUUCUAAGCAAAAUGCGCCAGAAGUAAAAUUUAAAUUUUCACAAAAUAUGAUAAAGCGCACCUCGGGGAAAACCGGGGGCCAGGAGAGUUGUCAAAGUUUUCGUAGUUGCAAGUUAUGGUCGAACAUUUUGUUGAGAAACCGAAGCAAGAUUUUAUAUUUUCAUGCACAAUCCAUAGUACUCUCAGAGUCUCAGGCCUUCAAUAAAUAAAUACAUUAAAGCAAAAAUGUACAUUAAAAUUAAUACUGUUCAACAAAC